ACGUCCCUCCCAGGCUCUCGAGGCUCGACGAUGACGGCCAACGGUAACGGCGUCGCGAACGGCUCGGCCAACGAAAAACUCGGUCCCAAAAAUGUCCCCACGGAGGAGGGCCGGAAGAAGGACGAGCUGCUGGACAAGCAUGAUAAGUACGAAUUUGGUGGACCAUGGGGCGUCACGGCUAUGAUGAUUGGCUUCCCCAUGCUCAUGUACUACCUCUGGAUCUGCCUGUGGUUCUACGACGGUCAAAUCGUGUACCCGCACUCGGUGGACGAGAUCAAGCCCUUCCUGCUUGAGAUGUGGGCUCACGUCCGUGACGAUGCAAGCCCGAACCUGUACGCCUGGAAGGUCUACAGCGGGCUCAUCGUGUACGAGCUCGUCCUAGCCUACUUCCUCCCCGGCUACUUGCAAGAAGGCCUCCCGGUCCCCUCGCUCGGCUACAAGACCCUCAUGUACAACUGCAACGCGCUCUCCUGCGUGUACACCACCAUCGUCACUGCCGCCUUCCUGCACUACUUCCACAUCUUCCGCCUCACCGAAAUCAUCGACAACUACGGGCACAUCAUGACCGUCGCCAUGAUCUGGGGCUUCGCGGUCUCGUUCGGGAUGUACUUUUGGACGAUCGCGCGCGGGGAGCAGAUCCGCAUGUCGGGGAACUUUAUCUACGAUGUGUUCAUGGGGGCGUGCCUCAACCCCAGGAUCGGGACGGUGGACUUGAAGAUGUGGGCGGAGGUCCGGAUUCCUUGGGUGAUCUGCUUCUUCUUGGCGGUCUCGGGUGCUUGCAAGCAGUAUGAGCAGUAUGGCUACGUUACCCCUAACAUGGCGUUCAUGUGCUUGGCAACAUGGUUGUAUCUCAAUGCCUGCGCCAAGGGUGAAGAGUGCAUCCCCCAGACGUGGGACAUGUUCCACGAAAAGUGGGGCUUCAUGGUCAUCUUCUGGAACUUCGCGGGCGUUCCCUUCACUUACGUCUACUCCGUGGUCUACAUGGCCUCCCACGAUCCGUCCAAGUACCGGUUCUCCACCCCGGCCUACGUCGUGCUCUACGCUACUCUGCUGACCGCUUAUUACAUCUUCGACACCGCGAUGUCGCAGAAGAGCCGGUUCAAGAUGCAGUGUCAGGGCAUCACGCAGUACCGCAAGACGUUCCCGCAGCUGCCGUGGAGCAUCGUGCAGAACCCGAAGUACAUCCAGACCGCUCAUGGGAAUAAGCUCUUGACUGACGGUUGGUGGGCGUAUGCGCGCAAGCCCAAUUACACCGCCGAUUGGGUGCAGAGCUUCACGUGGGGCCUCGUCGUCGGCACCGCCUCCCCUAUCCCGUAUUUCUACUCCGUCUUCUUCAUCACCGUGCUCAUCCACCGCUGCGGGCGCGACUUCGAGCGGUGCUCCAUCAAGUACGGCAAGGACUGGGACCGCUACUGCGAGGUUGUCAAGUAUAAAUUCAUACCCGGGAUUUACUAACCUGUUUAAUGCCUGAAGAGGAAAGUAGAAAGUAGAUUAGAGUCGACUGUAAGGGUCGCUAAUCAUUGAUGUUUGCUGCUGCGACCGGAUACCAAUAGGAUGGUGGUAUAAAUCAGAUGUCGUUAUCUUGAUAUUUUACUAGCGCAUAGCGAGAGUUUUGCUGGUA
This is a messenger RNA of Gloeophyllum trabeum ATCC 11539, 1621 nucleotides long. Its product is annotated as ERG4/ERG24 ergosterol biosynthesis protein. Gene Ontology annotation, cellular component: endoplasmic reticulum membrane. Gene Ontology annotation, molecular function: Delta24(24-1) sterol reductase activity. The transcript has 10 exons. The record is from RefSeq and is a predicted model, not a curated record. Gene Ontology annotation, biological process: ergosterol biosynthetic process. Lineage: Eukaryota; Fungi; Basidiomycota; Agaricomycetes; Gloeophyllales; Gloeophyllaceae. Bases 31 to 1455 code for a protein of 474 amino acids.